UCUAUGAACCCACCGCUUUCCGGGUAUUGGCAGCCCACGUGUAUUAUAGGGCUCUCCGAGCUAUACCAUCUCUGAUACGUUCUUGGUGGGCAGAUUGCAAGGAUCGGCAACUCUCUACUGCUUUCGCUAGCUAUACAGCGACUUACUUUUCUCCGAUCCUUAUCUCCUCAGAACUCUCUAACCUACGUGAUUCUCCUGAUGGAAGCGGACCUACGGCAAGGGAAAAACUAGAGGACGAGGCGCUGACGAUCAAAAUAUCCAAUUCUAUCUCUGAAGUUAGCGUCAUAUAUCUCGUCGAUGAACAACAGAUGGAAAUGGCUAUCCGUAUGCCUCUUGAGUAUCCCUUAAAACUAGGAGAUGUCAGGGAUGUCCGGCGUGUGGGUGUAGCGGAGGAUAAGUGGAGAGGAUGGCUAUUAGCAGUGCAGCAGAUCAUUGGUACACAGAAUGGUCACAUAGCAGAUGCGAUUGCUUUGUUUAAGAAAAAUGUGACAUUGCAUUUCCAGGGACAAGUGGAAUGCGCCAUUUGUUACUCCGUCACAGAUCUUCAGCUACCCACCAAGCCAUGCAAAACAUGCAAGAAUCGCUUCCAUGCAAGCUGCUUAUACAAGGUUUGUGGAUUCCACUACGACAUAGGGUGGUGCUCUGAUUUCCUUUCUAGUGGAAGUGAUAGGUUGGAUAGGACGUCUCCUUUCAUCCUCCGACCCAACAAGGACAAAUGCCUUUUUGAUCCAAAUCAUUUCGCUCAUCAUCGCACCUGCUUGGCUCAGUGCUGGAU
Molecule: messenger RNA, 775 nt
Organism: Acaulospora colombiana
Lineage: Eukaryota; Fungi; Glomeromycota; Glomeromycetes; Diversisporales; Acaulosporaceae
Source: the annotation of a GenBank genome assembly